Cyanistes caeruleus (blue tit) is the source of this 1687-nucleotide messenger RNA. Its product is annotated as la-related protein 6-like. The record is from RefSeq and is a predicted model, not a curated record. Lineage: Eukaryota; Metazoa; Chordata; Aves; Passeriformes; Paridae. Gene Ontology annotation, biological process: RNA processing. Gene Ontology annotation, molecular function: mRNA binding. Gene Ontology annotation, cellular component: nucleus; ribonucleoprotein complex.
UUUUUUUUUUUUUUUGCCUUUGUUCUUUGGGAGCCUUAGUUUGGAGCUGAGGGGAAUUUGGGAGUUACUGCCUUGGGGUGUCUGGGAUGUACUGCUAGAACUUAGAACUUCCACCCUUCCAGUGCUACCAAGCAGGUGAAGGACAAUGUCUGCACGAGGCUCUGCAGCAGCCUUGGGGCUCAGUUCCCAGCCCAGCUGCAGCACCCCGGUGCCUGCACCAAGGAAUUCCCUCCUGGCACAGCCUGUCCCUCCUCCACGGAGCUGCUCCCUUGCCCUGCUCGGCCAGGAGGACAUCGUGGAGAGCUACAGCGGGAACUCCUGCGAGCUGGGGGUGGCUCUGCUGGACUGCAGCUGCUCGGCCCCAGACCCGCAGCUGGUGCGCAGGAUCGUGGCCCAGGUGGAGUUCUACCUGUCCGACGAGAACCUGGCCAAGGACACCUUCCUGCUCAAGCACGUGCAGAAGAACAAGAUGGGCUUUGUCAGCAUCAAGCUGCUGACAUCCUUCAAGAAGGUGAAAUACCUGACCCGGGACUGGCGCCUCACCCUGUACGCCCUCAAGUUCUCGGCGCUGCUGGAGGUGAACAAGGAGGGCACCAAAGUCCGGCGGCGGCUCCCCAUCCCCGAGCACCUGCUGAGCGUCCCCCCCAGCAAGCUGCUGGCCUGGGAGCUGCAGCCGCGGCAGCAGGAGCUGCUGCUGCAGGAAACCUUCCUGGAGACCAUCGCGAGGAUGUUCAGCCCCUUCGGAGCCAUCGCCUCCAUCCGCCUGCUGCGGCCGGGCCGCAAGCUGCCCGCGGACGUGCGCAGGUACUCGGGGCGCUUCCCCGAGCUGCUGAGCCGCUGCUGUGCCCUGGUGGAGUACGAGAGCCUGGAGAGCGCCCACAGAGCCUUCGAGAGCCUCGGGCACCGCGACUGGCACGGCGUCAGGGUGGUGCGGCUGUGCGGGAAGGGGGGGAAGAAGAAAGGCGAGGAGGAGCGGGCGGGCUGGAAGGGGCCGGGGGCGGCUCUGAGCUUCCCCCGCAGCCUCGGCGCUUCCCUGGCCGGCAGCUCUCCGGAGUCGGAUGAUGAUGCCUCGGGGUCGCUGUCCCUCCUCCUGAAGCAGGACCUGCUGGCACCGACCUGGCCUGGCGGCGAUUUCACUGCUGGGAAUUCCAGCGCCUUUCCCGGCUGGGGCUGGGACCCGCUCGGGCUGGGCUUGGGCACCGAGAGCGGCCGGGGCAGCGCCGAGGGCUCCUGGACACCCUGGGCCAGCGGGCUCUGCCCUGCGGCCAGCGCUCCUCGCAGCUGAGCCCCGGCAGCGCCCCGGGAGCCCCUCGGCCUGUGGGACCCGGUCCUGCUCCUGCCCCACGGCCCCGAGGGCUCCGGCGGCACCUUCGGGAGAGGAGACCUCGUCCUCCGGCGCUGAGACUCCUUCAGAUUCAGGGUUAGGGUUUAUUAUUUCCUUUCUUUUCCCUUCUUCUCUCGAGCAGAAGAAUUUUCUGUGGCCCUGCGAGCUGCGGGCGGUGGCAGUGCAGCUGAUGCAGGGGACAGAAGUUUUGGGGCGAGGAUGAUGCUCGAGGCAGACGCUGAGCAGCAGCAGGAGCUGGGCCGUGCUGUGCUCGUGCCGCUGGGACUGUGCUUGCUCAGGGCCCAGAGCUGGGUUUGGGGUCCAGGUGUUGGAUGAGAAAUGGGCAAUAAAGAGAGAUUAAGU